Molecule: messenger RNA, 1040 nt
Organism: Camellia sinensis
Lineage: Eukaryota; Viridiplantae; Streptophyta; Magnoliopsida; Ericales; Theaceae
Source: RefSeq, a predicted model, not a curated record
UUCCAACUCAGCGCGUGGAGCAAAUCAAGUCUACCCUAAAAACUAAGAUACAGUGACCUCUCCGCCCUUCCGUGCUCAUUAAGAAAAACAAACCUAUCCUCUCUCCCCCUCUCUCUCUCCUCAUUGCCUCUCUCUCAGUUACAGAGAAACUCACCAAAAACUUUCCCCAAAUCACCAUCCAUCGCAAGAACAUGAAGAUCAGAAACAAAGGUAAGGUAUACCCAUCACCUUCUUCAUCAUUAUCAUCUAUGUGCUUUUAUACUGCAAACAGAGAUGCUCUCUCAGUACUCAAGCUCUUACCAACUGCGAUUCUAGCUCUGGUUUCGAUUCUCUCUGUACAAGACCGAGAAGUGUUUGCCUACAUGAUAACAAGGUCUAUCAAGUCAUCAAACCCAUCUUCAAUUCUCGAAGAAAAGAAGAAAAGCAACAAGAAAUCGAAUACCCAUAAGCCUCCGAUCUUCGAUUGCGAUUGUUUUGAUUGCUAUACGAGCUACUGGUUCAGGUGGGACUCUUCGCCUAAUCGCGAACUCAUUCACCAAGCCAUUGAAGCAUUUGAAGAACACUUGGCUAGCGGCGAGAAGAGAGAGAAGAACGGCAGGGGGAAGAGGAAAGAGAAAAUGGGGCGCCGUGGGAAUGAAAGUAGGGAGGUGAAGAGAGAGGUGGUUCUGCCGGAAGUAAUGGAGGUGGUGCCGGAAAAAGGUGGAGAAGAAGAGGAGGAGGAGGAGGAGGAGGUGGUGGCGGCGCCGGAAGAUGCGGCGGUGAUGCGGCGGAGUGUGGCGGAGAACAACAACCACAAGGGUUUGGUGAGGAAGGUGCUGCCGGACGUGGUGGGGAUAUUGAAUUCCCGUUUGUGGAGUCUUUGGAGUCCGAAUGUUUAGUCUUUUGAAUUUUUCGAGAAAGAAAGAAAAAAGCUUUAGUAAUAUUUGGUGUUGUUGGGUUGGGUUAUAUUCGAGCUCGAAUAUAUGAAUAUUAAUUGUUAAAUAUCAUCUAUAUCUAUAUUAUUAUAUAGUAUAAUAUUUCAAUGGUUCGAACGUUGAUCA